AUGGCUUCGCCUCCUCCUCCUCCUCCAUCUCCUCCUCCCAACCGUUCAACCCUCGAUUCCACUCCUUCUUCGCCCAAUCCCGCUCGAGCCAAAGCCGAGGCACCCUCAUCGCCGCCGCCGUCGCCAGUGCCAACCGUCUGCGAAUCUUCUAUAAGGAUAUACUCAACCCCGUCCCCGUCCCCCUCGUCGUCUCCUCCUUCGUCUUCGCGCCCCUCGCCGCCGCUGCUUCGUUCGCCGCUUCGACUAAACGGCGCCUGGGUCUUGCCCGUUGGCGUUGGAGCAACUCCUCGUGAAGUAGUUUGUCGGGUCUCACUCGCGCCCUCGCUCGCUCUCAUGGCGGACGCCGAAGACAAAGGAGAUGAAUUCAUGGAUGAAAGCAGUGAUGAUGAUGCCUUUUGUAGAGUGAGACCCAACGAGAACGAGCGCCGGAGAAGAGAGCGAAGAAGUGACACCCACCGAGAGAGGAAGCGAGCGCCGAAGAGAGCGUAG
Messenger RNA from Eucalyptus grandis, 489 nucleotides. Its product is annotated as early nodulin-20-like. NCBI's taxonomy places the organism in Eukaryota, Viridiplantae, Streptophyta, Magnoliopsida, Myrtales, Myrtaceae. The transcript has 2 exons. The record is from RefSeq and is a predicted model, not a curated record. Bases 1 to 489 code for a protein of 162 amino acids.